Rotaria sordida is the source of this 561-nucleotide messenger RNA. Lineage: Eukaryota; Metazoa; Rotifera; Eurotatoria; Philodinida; Philodinidae. The record is from the annotation of a GenBank genome assembly.
AUGUCCUCGUCACCAUCUGUUGUUAACAAUCAUCUAUAUCAUGAUACUUCAUCAUCGUCAUCAUCAUUGUCUAUUUCACCAUCUUGUUCCACUUUGGAUACUUCUCAAGAAGAAUUUAUUUUAUUAAAUGAUAAAUCUAGUCAAAAACAAUAUGAUUCUAUAUCAAAUGAUAAAAACAAUUCUAUGUAUUGGUCACAACGCUCAAGAAAUAAUUUAUCAGCUAAACAAUCACGUACUAAAAGACGUAUGAAUGAUUUUGUAUUAGAAACUAAAUUAACACAAUUAACUAAUGAAAAUGAAAUACUACGCGCAAAAAUGAAUAUGUUAAUAAGAAAAUUUGGCCAUUUAAUUAGUCAAAAAGAUAAACAAUUUGAAUAUGAUGAAUUAACAUCAGAUGAACAGCCAACUGUUUUAAAUAUUCUCGAUCAAUCAUCAACACAAAUAAAUCAUUCAAAUAAUCAUUUAUCAUUGACUACUACAACCGAACAAUUAUCUUUAGAGAAAUCUUCAAUACCAAUUAAAUGGCGUUUUAAGUUGUUAAAUAUAACAUCUGAUUCCUAA